AUGCACAUCCACCGAACCAAUUGUGUCGGCUGGACCAAUUGGUGGGUCUUGUUGUGCUUGUUGUCUUUUGUCACUGCCGUAAAGGACCACACAUUCAAGACUUGUGACCAGGCUGGGUUCUGCCAUAGAAACAGGCACUUUGCAAGCCAAGUCCGCCAAAACGCAAACUAUAUUCCACAGUAUCACAUCGAGGGCUCCAGUGUGGGUUUAGGAACCGAUCCUGGCAAGUUCAGCGUCAUUGGAACCAUUUUGAAGAAGCUUCCCAAUGAUGCCACGGUUGAGUUGCCCUUUGAAAUUUCGGUUUUGGACAACACCGUUAGGGUGACUGUGGACGAAAACAGAAAAGGCAUAAACGUGCCCAACGUAUACUCUACCAAGAGAUAUAGUGAGACUUCGAAGUGGGCAUUUUUAGCCGACUUACCAUACCAGAAAGAUGUCAAGAACACCAUCGAAAAGAACAGAGUUAGUCUCGAGUACGGUCAAGAUUUGUCAGUGCAAAUUGAUUUCUAUCCGGUGAAAAUUACUGUGCUGAAGAAGGGAGAACCGGUUGUUGUGGUUAACGACCAGAAUCUCUUGAAUGUUGAACACUGGAGAUCCAGGUCAGAUGACUCUGAAAAUCAUCUUUCACCGGAAGAAAGCGAUUACGAUAUGUUUGAGGACAGUUUUCACAGCUCCAAGGAGGACUCGUUGCCAUUUGGACCAGAAGCUGUUGGUUUGGAUUUCGCUUUCAAAGGAUUUACCCAUUUGUAUGGGAUCCCAGAACACGCGGACUCUUUAGAUUUGAAAGACACCACAGGCAGCCUGCCAUACAGACUAUUCAAUGUGGAUAUUUUUGAGUACGAGACAGACUCUAGGAUGUCCAUGUAUGGAACUAUCCCAUUUUUGAUGGCAGUCAAACCAGACACCACAGCUGCAUUGUUCUGGAUUAACAGCGCUGAUACCUUCAUCGAUAUAGACAAAAACAGUAACAUUGAGGACUCUAGCUCGCACUGGAUUUCUGAAAACGGUCUUUUGGACUUCUUGAUUAUUGUUGGUGACACCCCAGCGCAGGUCAAUGAGAAGUACGGCUCCAUCACAGGUAAUACUCAAUUGCCCCCAAUGUUCUCGUUAGGUUACCAUCAAUGUAGAUGGAACUACAACGAUGAGACAGACGUCUUGGACAUCAAUGCCAAGUUUGAUGAGCAUCAAAUUCCUUACGACACGAUUUGGCUAGACAUCGAGUACGCUGAUCAAAAGAAAUAUUUCACCUGGCAAAAUGAAAAGUUCCCUGAUCCCAAGAGGAUGUUGUCAGAAUUGGAUCAUACUGGUAGAAACUUGGUAUUUAUUGUUGACCCACACAUCAAAACUGGCUACUCUGUGAGCAAGGACUUGAUUUCGAAGAAGAUCACAAUCAAUGAUAAGACCAAUUCUUCCUACCACGGUCAUUGUUGGCCUGGUGAGUCUGUUUGGGUAGAUUCAAUGAAUCCUAAUUCACAAAGCUACUGGGAUUCCAAAUUUGAAUGGAGUCCCAAAAAUCACUUCAUGGGUGGUGAAUCGGACAACAUACAUCUUUGGAACGAUAUGAAUGAACCCUCGGUUUUUAAUGGUCCAGAAGAUUCGUCACCAAGGGAUAAUAUUCAUUAUGGAGGCUGGGAGCACCGUUCUGUCCAUAAUGUGUACGGUUUGACCUUCCAUGAAGCCACCUAUAAUGCAUUGGCUAAGCGUCAGAUCGGAAACACCAACAGAGAGAGACCCUUUGUGUUGACUAGAGCGUAUUAUGCGGGCUCUCAAAGAACAGCUGCCAUGUGGACUGGUGACAAUAUGUCUAAGUGGGAAUACUUGAAAAUCUCGAUUCCUAUGGUGUUGACCUCUGGUGUUUCGGGAAUGCCAUUUGCUGGUGCCGAUGUUGGUGGUUUCUUCGGAAAUCCAUCCAAGGAGUUGUUGACCAGAUGGUACCAAACCGGUAUUUGGUACCCCUUCUUCAGAGCGCAUGCUCAUAUCGAUUCCAGAAGACGUGAGCCUUGGGUUGCUGGUGAGCCAUACACCUCAAUCAUGAGGGAUGCAAUCAAGUUGAGAUAUUCUUUGCUUCCUGUUAUUUACACCAGCUUCUACGAGUCUUCCACAAUUGGAACACCAGUCAUGAGACCUAUCUUCUAUGACCACCUUGAUAACUUGGACAGUUAUUCCAUUGAUGACCAGUUCUAUAUUGGUGGCUCGGCAGUUGAAGGAUCUGGAAUUUUGGUGAAACCUGUUACUGAUGAAGGUGCUACAGAAGUGAGCAUCUAUAUUCCUAACGAUGAAGUCCAUUACGACUACACCAAUGGCCAAUUGGAUGAAGUGAAGAUCUACCGUGCCAAGGCAGCACACUACAUCACCAAGGCUGUAUCCUUGAAUGACAUUCCAAUGUUACUUACAGGAGGAUCAAUUCUUGCACUCAAGAAUAGAUACAGAAGAUCAACCAAAUUGAUGAAAAACGAUCCAUACUCCUUGGUGAUCGCCUUGGAUUCGCAGGGAAAGGCGUCAGGAAGCUUGUACAUUGAUGAUGGAGAAUCUUUCCUGUAUUCCAAUGAUGAGUACGCCAACGUUGCCUUCACUUCGACCUCAAAUCUCAUUUCAGGAACUUCUGUUCUGGCCAGUGCCAAGUAUCUUGACUCCUUGAGUGGUCUUGAAAUUGAGAAAAUCACAUUGUUGAUCGAGGUCUCAGGUCAUAAGGCUGUUAUUCAUAAGCCACAGCUCAAGAUCAACACCAAGUGGGAAAUUCGUAUCAGUGACGAUAGGGAGAUCGAGCAUGAUGAAUUGUGA
Messenger RNA from Suhomyces tanzawaensis NRRL Y-17324, 2781 nucleotides. It is a transcript of the gene ROT2, whose product is annotated as glucan 1,3-alpha-glucosidase ROT2. Gene Ontology annotation, biological process: N-glycan processing; carbohydrate metabolic process. The coding region runs from base 1 to 2781 and encodes 926 amino acids. The transcript has 2 exons. NCBI's taxonomy places the organism in Eukaryota, Fungi, Ascomycota, Pichiomycetes, Serinales, Debaryomycetaceae. The record is from RefSeq and is a predicted model, not a curated record. Gene Ontology annotation, cellular component: glucosidase II complex. Gene Ontology annotation, molecular function: alpha-glucosidase activity; carbohydrate binding.